AAUACAUCACGUGUUUUCCACGUGAUCAUCCCUGAUAACAUGGCUGUCAUUGCUUCCUCUCUCUCUCUCUCUCUCUCUCUUUCUCAACUGUGAGAGAGUUUGAGAAAGUGAAGUGAUGAAAAGAGGUUUUUUGCAUUCUCUUUCAUUUUUUUGUAUUCAUUGUGUUGGUUGGUGACAAGCUUCAAAUAUGAGGGGAGUGUUCACCUCCAGCUGGCUUCUCCAGAUUACUAUGUUUCUGCUGCAUCUUCUUCUAUUUAUGAACAAGUCUCAGGGCUCUCCAAUCAGUGGAUCAAAAUAUUCCCUUUCAAUUACAACCAAAGUUGAUGUGUUUCCUUCUGAUAUCUCUCCAAGUACACAGCCACAGCCCUUUAUUCCUCUUUUAGCUCCUUCUCCAUUGAUACCUUUCACAAAUAAUUCUGUGCCUAAGUUAUCAGGCCUGUGUUCAUUGAAUUUCUCAGCUGCUCAACAUAUAAUGACCCAAACUGCGACGGAUUGCUGGACUUCCUUUGCCCCCUAUUUGGCAAAUGUUGUAUGUUGUCCCCAAUUUGAUGCCAUGCUGGUAACCCUAAUAGGUCAGUCAAGUAAAUACUCUGGAGUGUUAGCUUUGAACACAACUCAUGCUAAGCACUGCCUCUCUGAUGUUCACAAGGUUCUUGUUAGUCAAGGAGCAACUGAAGACCUAAACAAUAUAUGUUCAAUCCAUUCAUCAAAUCUCACUGAAGGCUCGUGUCCUGUUGCGUUUGUCGACGAAUUUGAGAGCAUUGUAGACACUUCCAGACUUCUAACGGCUUGUAGAAAAAUUGAUCCUGUAAAUGAAUGUUGUGAUCAAGUAUGCCAAAAUGCUAUAAACUAUGCUGCUAGAAAAAUUUCCUUAAAUGACAUGUCUAAUUCAAAUGGAAACCAUAGUUUGCCUCGAAAGACGGCUCUGGUUAAUGACUGUAAGAACAUAGUUCUACGUUGGCUGGCCGGAAAACUCAACUCAUCAGCAGCAAAUAGUGUUUUUAGAGGACUUUCAAAUUGCAACCUAAACAAAGUCUGCCCGUUGGUUUUUCCGAAUAUCUCAAGAAUUGCAAAAGAAUGUGGAAAUCAGAUAAGAAAUCAAACAUCUUGCUGCAAAGCAACCAAAAAUUAUGUCUCCUAUUUGCAAGGACAAAGCUUUGUGACCAAUCUACAAGCCUUGAAAUGUGCUGUAUCACUUGGGGAGAAGUUGCAGAAAGCAAAUGUCACCAAGAAUAUCUAUGAUCUUUGCCAUAUAAGCUUGAAGGAUUUUUCUCUUCAAGUUGGAUCACAAGAAUCUGGCUGCCUUUUACCAAGUUUGCCUUCGGAUGCAUCAUUCGAUAGAACUUCAGGAAUUGGAUUCAUUUGCGACCUCAAUGACAACGUUGUUGCUCCAUGGACUUCGACAUCUUACGCGCUACAAUCUUCAUGCAAUAGAACGACAAAACUUCCAUCUCUUCCCACGUCGACAUCGUCUCAAAAUGGUCUUUUCAUUAAUAUCUUAGUUUUGCCUCCCCUCUUCACCUCAACAUUACUUCUCACGAGGCUUCUUUAACCUUGAAGUUCUCUACAUUUUACGUUUUUUUGGCCAUAAUGUUGUCAGAAAAGUUGGCAAUCCUUUAUGGUCUUAGUGAAGAAAUAAAGGUCAUUAUUCAUAUACAAUCUUCCAACAUAUUUUUCAAUGAGUAAAAAAUUCUACUCUAUAGCCUUUUUGUUAGAUUAUUGAUUGUAAUUGUAAUUUAUUACCAUAUCAUUUUCAAUAUUCUUUGAAAUUGUAAACAAGUUAUGUUUCCUUAUAGAUAAAUCAUACAAAUAUAAAAGAUA
This is a messenger RNA of Medicago truncatula (barrel medic), 1821 nucleotides long. RefSeq lists its product as uncharacterized. Gene Ontology annotation, cellular component: plasma membrane. The coding region runs from base 188 to 1552 and encodes 454 amino acids. NCBI's taxonomy places the organism in Eukaryota, Viridiplantae, Streptophyta, Magnoliopsida, Fabales, Fabaceae. The record is from RefSeq and is a predicted model, not a curated record. The transcript has 8 exons.